This is a messenger RNA of Limulus polyphemus (Atlantic horseshoe crab), 3076 nucleotides long. Its product is annotated as dnaJ homolog subfamily B member 12-like. Gene Ontology annotation, biological process: cellular response to misfolded protein. The transcript is spliced from 11 exons. Gene Ontology annotation, molecular function: Hsp70 protein binding. NCBI's taxonomy places the organism in Eukaryota, Metazoa, Arthropoda, Merostomata, Xiphosura, Limulidae. Gene Ontology annotation, cellular component: endoplasmic reticulum membrane. The coding region runs from base 523 to 1512 and encodes 329 amino acids. The record is from RefSeq and is a predicted model, not a curated record.
ACGUCAUAUAAAAUCUGCAAAGUGCAAUUCGUUUCGAAAUACUUAUUUAAUGUUGUAUAUAUAUAAUUACAUAAUAAGAUUGUCGUAGUUUGUUUAAGUUAUUUUGAUAUAUCAGUAGACUUUGAUACGUUAACUGUAAUUUGUUUGGACCAGUUCGGAUAACACUGAAGUAAAAUUCACAUUUUGAUCUUUAUAGGCAGAAAAGCCCUUGCCUCAUUCGUUAGGAAAUAAAGAUGAAAGUGAAAAGUGUAUAGACUUAGCACUCAAAUAUCUUAAGGAAAAAAAUAUCGAAAAAGCUAUCAGAUAUUUACAAAAAGCUGAAAGAUUGUAUCCUACUGAAAGAGCUAAAGUUGUCAAUGUCUGCUUGAUGAGAUCUUGUAGGCAGGGAUGUGUAUGACUCCUGUCACCUUUAUGUCACGUACAUUUCACCACAUUGUGGUUUCAUCUACCUCAGGUUUUCAUCUUCCCCUGGUUGCCAUUCUUCAUUCUUCUCAGAAAUUCUAAAAAGAUUUACUGAAAAAAAUGAAUGAAUGUACAAGUUCCAAUAACAAUAACAAAGACUGUCAAGCUGAAACCCAUGGAAGUCCUUCACUCAAGAGACGGAAAGCUUCAAACUCAAGGGUUUCAGAAGAGAAUCACAAAGAGGAAACUAAAGUAGAAUAUACUAAAGAACAAGUAGAAGCAGUUCAAAGGAUUAAACAGUGUAAAAACUACUAUGAAAUUCUAGGAGUGUCCAAAGAUGCUGAUGAAUCAGAUCUCAAAAAGCAGUACAGAAAACUAGCACUUCAGUUUCAUCCUGAUAAAAACAAAACACCAGGAGCAGCUGAAGCUUUUAAAGCAAUUGGGAAUUCAUUUGCUGUGUUAAGUGAUCCAGAAAAAAGGAAACAGUAUGAUCUUUAUGGUUCUGAAGAGGUUCAAGCAAGAAGGAGACAAAGUCGAUCUUUUCAAGAUGGCUAUUAUGAUUACAAUCGAGGCUUUGAGGCUGACAUGUCUGCUGAAGAGCUCUUUAACAUGUUCUUUGGAGGAGGAUUUCCUUCAGGAAAUGUUUAUGUUCGUAGAGGAAACAGAUGGCAUAACUAUAGACAACAGAAUGAAGCUCAGAAUGAUCAAAGUGGCUAUAAUGCACUCCUCCAGAUGAUGCCCAUUUUGAUCCUGGUUUGUCUAUCUCUCAUGAGCAGCUUCUUUGUUUCAGAACCAGCAUUUAGUCUUAUUCAAACAUCAAAAUAUUUCCACGAGCGGAAAACAAAUAAUAUGAAAAUACCAUAUUAUGUAAAAGAGAACUUUGCCAGUGAUUAUCAGGGAAAUAUAAGAAGAAUAGAAGCCCAAGUAGAAGAAGAAUAUGUAGCAAACCUUCGGACAUCCUGUUUCAGGGAGAGAAAUUACAAGGAAAGCAUGAUAUGGCGAGCUCGUAAUUUCUUUGACCGGGAGCUUGAGGAGAAAGCAAAGAGGCUUGGAACUCCUUCGUGUGAUGCUCUCAGUAGCUUGUACCAUAGAGACAGCAAAGGAUUAUAGUGUUCAUACUAGGAAGUGUAAAUAAUAUCCUGAAACUCAGGAAUUCUAAGAAUUUUUGUAGAGUAGUGUUGAUAGUGAACAAAAAACUGUUUACUGUGUUGGCUAUCUGCACAUUAUAUUCUAAGUCUUCAAACUUAUAUAUAUCUUUAUUAUCUUUUUAUUGAACCCAUAACAAGAAAGAACCCUAUCACGCAUCUGGUUGUUUUUUAACUUUACAUUGGUUGGAUUUCUUCUGUUUUUUACAAUAGAAAUAGUAAUAAAUUUUCUAAAGAUAUGCCUUUAUAAAUUCAUGAAGAAACACUCAAAUUUUUUGGAAUUACACAAAAUGAAACUCAAUUUAUAGCCUUAUAAUUUUAGUAUUAAAAAAUUUGCCUUUGAUAUUAAUGUGACAUAAACAUAAGGAAUGAUGAAGGGAACAAUGAAUUUUUAUUUUCUAAAAUGAUGUGUGAGGAGAUAUAUUGUCCCUUCUAACUGUUUUUAUUAAUGUUAUUUACCACGUUUGGUGUGUUUUGUAGCUGUAUAGUAUCAAACUCUAAGAAACCUUAGCCUCUAUCUUAUUCAUGAUGGCAACCACUUCAGGUUAUUUUGCUGAUAUUAGUAGGUGAACAAAAAAUACGGAAAUCUUAUAUGGCACCAGUUUUUUGUAACUGUUCCAAGAGGUAAUAAGUUAAAAGGUUAAAUUUAACUCAUAAGUUCCCUUUUGGCACAAUACUUAAAUAUGAUUUUUAUGACCAUUCAUUUUGAGUUUCAGUACAUCAAUCCCAGCUCAAAAUUAAAGGAUUCUGGUCUUUAAUUACAGAAUGGCAUAUGAAUUAGUAAAUUUCUGUAGUUCUAAUAAUGAAACUUAAAAGUUUUUUAACAAUCUGUAUCAGUACAUGGUUUUUACUGAUUGCAUAUACUAAUUCUAAUUCUCUUGGAGGCAAAUCUUUUGGGAAAAAAAGUGCCAUUAACCAUCUAAAUUUGUGGUUAAAUUACUAUGACUGUCAAGUUUGAGCAUGUAUGUUGUUCCAAGAGUUUGCUAUGAUUAUAUAACAACAAACACACCAUUAUUCCAUUUCUAUUAAGUGCAAAUUAAAUAUUUUUAAUGAAGUCAGACUAUACUUGAAAAUAUUUUUAAAAUGUAAUUUUUUUUUUUCUGCCAGAUGAGACCAGAAAUAGUUUGGAUACUAGAAUUAUGUGCAUGCAAUUAAUGAUAUCUGGUUGCAUUAAAUAUUUAUCUCUUCAUAAAGCUUGCAUAGGAAUACCACUUAUUAAUAUAAAGAAAUCAAAUUGACUCUACCAAGUUUUUGUUUUUCAAUGGUUAUAUCAUUUUUCUUUUAUAUUAAUCAUUCUAAGACAAUAUGAAAGUGAGUAGUUUAAGUUGUGUAAAAAUUUCAGCAGAAAUCCCCAAGUUUCUGCAUAGUACUGAGUUUUUAAUAUACAAAAAAUAGCAGGCUAAACUUAAUAUAUAAAAAUCAAUACGGUCUAACCUGGCAUAAUUAUGAUAAAUUGGAAAUGCAGUAUCCAGUUGCAUUUAUCAUUAUUAUUAUUCGAAUAAUGGAAUGUUUAUUUGACCUUUAUAUUC